AUGAUGGCCCGGAUUUUUUGUGUUUUACUCCUAUCCUGGUUGGUUGCUGCUGAUCAGGAGGAUGCCGAUGGUGGGAAAUGUGAGAGAAUCAAGCUGUCACAAUGCCAGGAUCUGCGGUACAACUGGACAGCUAUGCCUAACCUUAUGGGACACAGGGAUCAAAAGGAGGCAGAGGAAGCGAUCAAAGCGUUCGUAAGAAUCAAGACUGGUUUGCAGAAAUGUACGUACGAAUUACAAAGAACUUUGAAAGCGUUUUUAAACCGUCUAGUGACCGGCAGUGUUGGCCUAGUGGCUUCAGUGUGCGAUUUAUCUCUAAGGUCGAGGUUCAAAGUGCAAUAA
Messenger RNA from Pieris macdunnoughi, 339 nucleotides. NCBI's taxonomy places the organism in Eukaryota, Metazoa, Arthropoda, Insecta, Lepidoptera, Pieridae. The record is from the annotation of a GenBank genome assembly.